Colias croceus (clouded yellow) is the source of this 1800-nucleotide messenger RNA. Its product is annotated as store-operated calcium entry regulator STIMATE-like. The transcript is spliced from 6 exons. Bases 239 to 994 code for a protein of 251 amino acids. The record is from RefSeq and is a predicted model, not a curated record. Gene Ontology annotation, cellular component: membrane. Lineage: Eukaryota; Metazoa; Arthropoda; Insecta; Lepidoptera; Pieridae.
UCAAUUCAUUUUAUUUUUGUGGAUUUUUAAUUGUUGCGGAUUUGGUGUUGGUGAUGAAAUUUGAAUGUUUAUAAAAGUUUAAAUUUUACAUAUCUUUUGGAUUUGUUUUUCUUCUUGAUAACUGGUGUUUUAUGUCUAUCAUUAGAUAUGUGUGUCAAGCUUAAAUUUUUGUAAAGUAUUAUACACGGAAAAAUAACGCAGUUUAUUUUACUUCUCGUACAUCUUUUUGAGAUGAAAAAUGAAUGAUAGUUCGGAUGUUAUCCACUGGUCGGAACCGCACUGCUCUAAAGAUGCUUUAACCGACACAUAUGGUUGGUUUCUGCAAUUUUUGCUUGCAGUUUUAGCGUUUACAUGUUUGAUAGGUAAAAGAUUCUGUGAGCCACGCUAUGCAAGAAGACCAUGGUUGAUUUGGUUCUAUGAUACAUCGAAGCAAGGUUUGGGAGCGUUAAUUAUACAUGCGGCUAAUGUUUGGCUAUCUCCAUAUCAGACAGGAAACCCAUGUACUUGGUACAUUGUAAAUUUUAUGCUAGAUUCUACACUAGGGCUUCUUAUAAUAUGGGCGGGUAUAAGACUUGCUCAAUACUAUGCAAGAGUCUAUGAUAUACCACUUAUCAAUUUUGGAGAAUAUGGUAAACCACCAAUGUGUUCAGCGUGGCUCUGCCAGUGUGUGCUGUACGCAGCGCUGGCUACGUUCGCUAAGUCCAUGCUAGCUCUGGUUCUGCAACUGCCGAUCGUUCAAGCUGUGCUCUCAACGUUGAGAUUGUCACCGGUGUCCGAUCCACGGCUUGAACUCGCUGUUGUUAUGCUCAUCAUACCUUUCUUUGUUAAUAUUCUCAUAUUUUGGGUAACAGAUAACUUCCUUAUGUAUCAUCCGCGAGGUGUCAGCACUAAAUUAAAGACAAAGGUGCGUUACCAGUCCAUAAAGAAGGAUAAGACCUGUUCUGAUGAGGAGGAGCAUUCGGCUGAUGAACGUCUUCUCGGCGCGAGUGUAUGACCAACGUUGAAGCCCAGUGCAUUACGGGCCUAAUAUCUUAGAUAAGUGCUCUACUCACAUCACUAUAGUUAUACUUUUUUUUUGCGCGGGAAAUACAUGGCCAUUUACUUUUUAAUAUUAAAAAAAAAUCACAAAAAGAAACAACCAACUGGCCGAUAAAACAGAAUUCGAAGAAUAGAAUGAGAUUGAUUGAUUGGCUAUGUGCUGAUAAUUCGAUUUUUAAUAACGCAGUAAAUGUGUUAUGUUUAGUGAUAUUAUCAUACUUUUUUUUAAUUAUGUAUUUUAUGCUCUAUUUCUUUCAAAUAGUUCAGACCAAAGCGUAGCCCGGCAUUAUCUAAUUAGCAGUAAUGAUAUAAAAAUCGAUAUUACUAUGUAUAUACAUCAAUGUUUUUAAAUUGGUAAAAUGAGACCUAUAAAUAUUUUGUAUAUUGAUGUUUUGAAAGCGGUUGUCUGUGCGUAAGUUAUGGUGCUUUUUAAUGAAUAUAUUGUAUUUAUUUAAUCACAGCUUGUAAUGGAUAAUAAUAAGGAUUGUAAAGUUCAAUCAAUGUUUCUCCGUAAAAGCAAAUAAUUGAUAUUUUUGUGGCGGAAUAAUAGCUUGUCUUUAGUUAAAGCAUCCGAUGUUGAACAAUAAACGUAUUUUUGUAAUCUAUGAAAUACUUCUACAGAAAGUUCUGUAAGAUUUCAUCUGUAUAAAAUUAUUAAACAAAAUUCGUAUAUUAUGCUAUGUAUAUUGUUGAGAUUUAAAUAUAGCAGCUCUUAUUUUGUAUAUUUUGACAAAUUUUGUGCUACUUCGGCACAUGCUUUUA